Messenger RNA from Neospora caninum, 3243 nucleotides. RefSeq lists its product as uncharacterized. Gene Ontology annotation, molecular function: protein serine/threonine kinase activity; ATP binding. NCBI's taxonomy places the organism in Eukaryota, Apicomplexa, Conoidasida, Eucoccidiorida, Sarcocystidae. Gene Ontology annotation, biological process: protein phosphorylation; mitotic DNA damage checkpoint signaling. Gene Ontology annotation, cellular component: cytoplasm; nucleus. The record is from RefSeq and is a predicted model, not a curated record. The coding region runs from base 1 to 3243 and encodes 1080 amino acids. The transcript has a single exon.
AUGCCUGGCCACAAGCGGCGUUGCGCGGGGCCGUCGGCCGCCUCUGCGCUGCGCCCGCCGUGCCUAAUCGGGCUCUUUCUGUUCAUUCUCAGUCUCUUUCACAGCAAAAUCAGGAGGACACCCUUUCUGCUUGAGACGGGCGCGGCGGAUGCCUCCCUCCACCGCGAAGGAUCGGACGACUCCACAGAGGAUCGGCCUCUGCGGUGGGAUCGGGGGCUCAGCGCGCAGAGUCUUCACGCGCGACAAACUGGCGCGUCUCCAGACAAAGAGAUCGAGGCUGCGUACGUGAUGUACGACCGCAUCACGCGAACGCAGUCGCACGGCUGGACAACCGACCGCGACCGCCGGGUUGCACAGCUCUCAGGCGCCUUCCCGUACGGCAGUUCGAGGGAUGCCGUCACGAGCAGCUCUGAAGCACGAACGCCCAAAGACCGUCCAGAGCGCCUGUGGGAAGGUGAAACGAACCACGACGACGCUCCUCAAACGGGCGGAUCCGGCGAUGUCCCGCGUGCGCGCGCGUCCUCCAGCGAAGGCUUCCGAGCCGUCUCCUCACCCACAGAGCACUGGGGCGACCGGGAAGAACCCGAGGAUCAUGUGCGCCUCGACCGCGCUGACGUCGUCGCCCCGGACGCCCACGGCAUCCAGUUCUCGGCAGGGUGGGAAGAAACCCGGGACGCAAGCUCGGGACAGGCCGAGAACCGUCAGGCUGCGCGGGGAGCCGAGCCGCACUGGCGUGAGGGACUGUCUCGUCCCAGAGCGGACGCGCCCCGCAAACAGGCAGGGAGUUUUGACUCGCCUGCGUACUCCGACCUGUUUCGCGCGUCGCAGGACGCGCCGUGGCCGUCGCUCCUUCCGGCGUCUGUGCAUCAACGGUCGUCUUUCGCGAGGGCGACCCACAUUCCAACACUCCUGCCCAGCGCGCAAAACUCGUGGGCGACGCAGCCGUCCGCCUUCGAAGCACGCGGUCGGGUUCCGAACUACAAACAUGGACAGGCGAACCAACUCAGCGACGAGGGCGCCCGAGGCGAACUGUCGGAGUCUGAGGCCUCGCGAAUCUACAGCGCGACUUCCGGCGCCCGCGGGUACGGCCGAGCGGGCGUGCAGGCUGACAGAAGGCGAGACGCCGCAGACGUUCUCGACGACCGCGCGUCCGUGAACCGAGAAGGAGACGUUCCCGGGACUCUCGGUCCCAGUGGCAUGUAUCCGACACUCAACACGGACACCCUGCUGGACCAACUGGGCAUUCCGCGCGCUAGCACCGCGGACAACUUCCUUUCGCAUUCCGGCCGUAGCGGGGCGGAACGAGAGCCGCCGCGGCCAGCGCUCGUCCCGAGAGGGGCUCCAAGUUCCAGUGUAGGCGCAGGCGACAACGGGAGCUACGCGCUUCCUCGCGACGACGUGGUACCUCGACGAGAGCACGCACCAGGCCGGCUCGGCCCGAGUUUGCUUCCAGGAGCCGUGCCUGCUGGAAGUUUCGAUGGCCGGAAUGGAGUCGCGAGUCUGCAGUAUCAAGGCGGACUCUCGGCCUUCCGGCGACCGGCAGUUCUAGGCCAAGGCGGCGCUCCAGGCUCCGCACUCCUGGUGGACUCCGCGCAGUAUCCGCAGCGGCUGAUCGGAUCCGCUCCGGUCGGCUACCCGGGACCGCCCCCGACUCUGCUGUCGUCGUCUCCGUUUCUCGACGCCUUCAUGCAAAACCGCGGAGGGAUCCACCUCGGCGCGCAGCCCUUCGCCACGCAGUCGGUUCUGUCCAGCGCCGUCGCAGGCUCUGCCGGUUCUGCUGCGAGCGGCAGCGACAAGUGGUGGAGGGAGAAGGACGGGUGGGUUUGGCCGGAGCUCCCCGCGCUGUCCCCGUCGGACAUCGAAGCGGGCAUCAAAGACAUCUCGGGGCAUUCGCAGAUGGUGCGGAUCGAGGCGCACUUGGCGCGCUCCCAGGUGAACGCGGGCCAUGCGCUCGGGCAGUACAUCAAUCCGGGGAAGCGCUACGAGCUCUUUGACGUCGAGGACCGCCUCCCGGUUAUGGUGGCCGCGCGAGGAAAGAUCCUCGGCUUCGGCGCGUACGGCGUUGUCGUCGAGUUCGUGGACGUCUCGGGGUCUAUGUCUGGGCGGCGCCGCCCAGCGCCGUCGGAGCCGUCGCCGUUAACGGGGGACGGAGAAGGCGUCUCGAAUUCCCACGAGGCAGGCCGCGGGUGCGCGACAGCUUCCGAGCGCGACGACCGGCGCGGCGAGAAAGCCGACGGCGGGACCAGCGGACCGCUCGGGCCGUGCCCCGAGCGGUCUUCGGAGGCAAGCGGCCGCAUGGACAGCCUGCGCCGGUUGGGGUCGGGCGCUCUCAAGUCGGUCCCGGAGAACGGCGCUGCGACGGAGAGUCGCGACUCGCCCCCAGGCCGCGCCACGUACGCAGCAAAGAUCAUGUACUGGUCCAAGGCGAAGUCUGGGGUGAAUCCGGAAGAAGUUCAAAGUUCGCUCUCCGACUUUGUUCGCGAGGAGUUGGAGGCGUUCAGGCUCCUGCGGGAAACGGACAUCUCCGACGACGACCUGUUCCACAAGCAUGGCCUCGUGGUUCCGCAAGGGGUGCGACGCGUGGCGCGGCUCCCGCCGCUCCUCCGCGCGAGCGCCGCUCUUUUCCCAGACACCCCGCUGUUCUUCCUGAACGAACUGAUCAUGUAUCCGGCGCUCAAGUGUUCGCUCGACAUGAUGGCGCAGGAUCACUUCACUCGCGAGGGGCUUCGCGUGCUGGUCCGCCGCCUGGUGAAGGUGGUGGCGGGCCUCCACCAACUCGGCUUCACGCACAACGACAUCAAACCCCAGAACUUCCUCGUCGGCGGCGACGGAAUGGUCUACGUCGGCGACUUCGCGUACCUGAUCCCCUUGGGUUCGAUCCAAGACUGCAACAAGGGGUUCACGAUCGACUACAGCUCUCCGGAGCUCAUGGCUUGCGCCCUGAAGAACCGCAAGAUGGCGAUGGGCCCCGAGCGCGACUCGUGGGCCGUCGGCGUCAGUGCGUACCGUCUCGCGUGCAAAAACAAAUUCCCCUUCUCCCUCGACCGCAAAUUCAACGCCAAUUCCGACCCCCGACACAUCGCCGCCUACAUUGCCGGCGUGAAGGAAAGCGACCUUGAGACCUCGCGUUGUGGGAACGAGGACCGCCUCCUCAUGUCCAUCGUCCUCCGCCUUCUGCAGCCCGAUCCGGCGAAACGCGCAACCGUCGACGAGCUCGUCAAAGAGCCGUUCUUCCAAGACUGA